AUGUCCGUAACCACAACAACAGCGACCGCUGCUCACGCGCCGACCCAUAGAAGUCUCGCCCACCCACCGCGAACUCUUCGCAAAGCUAUCAGCUACACAAGUAACUUCGCCUCUUCCACAGCCGCUUCCUCCCCCAGUCUCAACUCGCUCUACAACUCUCAUUCGCGCCUCACGCCGUCCCAUCACACCCUGCCGCGCAAAUCCUCCCUGGCCGCCUUGACCUCCAAAUCUCUCGCCUCCAUUCCCGAUGUAAGCGAGUCCUACGCCUACAACAGUGUGCUAGCCGAGUCGCCCGAUCGCAAGAUGCCACCCGCCACUCCCGGUAAGGCCGGGAACGACUUCGUCGUUGGCGAUGUUGUCGAAGUUCCCGGAAAUAUGCUUGGCACGGUUCGGUUCAUUGGCUCGGUGGAUGGAAAGAAGGGCACUUUUGCUGGCGUUGAGUUGCACCCCGAGUUCUCGCAGAGGGGCAAGAACUCUGGUGAAGUGGAAGGUGUCUCGUAUUUCACCACGACUCUCCCUGGCGCUGGCAUCUUCUUGCCCCUCAACAAGGCCGUUAGGAGGGAUUCUCCUUCCGGCUCGUCAUAUGGCUCGUUUCCUCAGACCCCCACAAUGGGUGGUUUCAAAGCCGGCACGCAGAACUCGACGAAUUACACCCCUCCGACGCCCUCGGUGCCGACGUUCAGCAAGUCUGUCGGGCCGGGCCGAGCUUCUAGUCCUGCGCUGAAGAAAUCUAUCAGCAGGCCCUCCGUCCGGCCAGAGUCACCCGUGCGAAAAUUGCAGAUGACGCCUGGUCCGAGGCCGUCUUUGGCGACUCCCGGCAAAGUGCCCUCCAAAUUCAGCUCGCCAUCCGUCAACCGCUUCGCCCAGAGUGUACGUGGGACAUCUGGAGAUCCCAGCAAGACACCGAGACUAGAUAGGAAACCAAGUAUUGGACCUCGCAGUGCGUCUGCCCUUGGUCAAACGUCAAUGUUCGACGAGGAUCCUACGCCUCAACCUACUUUGCAGCGGACACAGACAAAUGGAAGCACGAACUCAGUCUCUUCAUACAACUCCAAAUUCAGAGUCCCCUCUCGAGCUGGAGCUGGGUCAAGAGCUGCAUCGCGAGCUCAGAACGAAGACGAGAUCGAGCGCCUAAGGGCAACUUUGGAGGACCGUGAGAGGCAGUUGAGGGAUCAGGCUUCCACCCUGGCAGAGAUGGAAAGCAGCCUUACCGAGUUGCAGAGCCUUAUGGAGAAUUCAGACUUGGGGGCACCAAAACGAAAUAGCAUCGACGAUAAGGACACGGCGCAACUUCGAGCGUUGGUCAAGGAGAAGAAUGAGAAGAUCGCGAUGCUCACAGCCGAAUUCGACACCCAUCGGGCAGAUUUCCGAAGCACCAUCGACACCUUGGAAAUGGCCAGUGCUGAGACCGAAAGAGUAUACGAGAAACGAAUCGACGAGUUAAUGCUUGAGAUUCGGGAACUCGAAUCCCGAACUGAUGAUGUGGACUCUGUGGCUCGGCAGUUGAAGCAGCUCGAGGAGCUAGUUCAAGAGCUCGAGGAGGGCCUCGAAGAUGCGCGACGAGGAGAAGCUGAAGCUAGAGGGGAGGUCGAGUUCCUUCGAGGCGAAGUCGAGCGCACGCGGACUGAGUUGCGCCGUGAACGCGAGAAGGCUGCGGCUGCGAUGAACGGAUCUAUAGCCUCCCCUAGCGGGGACCGCUCCUCUGGAUCCAAGGAGCUGGAGCAAAAGGAAGACGAAAUCCGGGGGCUCAAGGCUAUCAUCCACUCCCUCAGCCGGGAUUCUGUUCCUGGUGGGGGCGCCGAUAAGCCAGAAGACCCUUCGGUCCACGAGAACGCCUUGGCUCGGGAAAAGCUGGAACACGAGUUGACAGAGCUUCAUGCGAUUGUCAAGGAAAAGAAGCAACGUGAAGAGGAGCUUGAGCGGGAACUGGAGAUGCUCCGUAGGGGAAGCGUCAUGACCCAACAGACUGGCUCCGUCACCAACGGCGGUGCUCAGCGCUCGUCGCUUCGCGAUUCGCGGGAUACCGUUGUCCUGAUGCACAACAGCGAGUCCCAAUCCCCUACAGCGACGCACAAGCGCGUCCGCACACUGGACACCAUGCCAGAGAGUGACGCUUACUCGUCAGUCACCGACAACAGUACCCUCUGGUGCGAGAUCUGCGAGACUGGCGGUCACGACAUCCUUACCUGCACCAACAUGUUCGGCAGCGAAACUGCCAAGAACAACGGCGACGCCAGCAAGGCGAUCAAGGAUGCUACCAGAGAGGACAUGAAACCCAUUCCUGCGGAAGACAAGCCUGCUCCCUUGUCACCGGUCAAGUCCAAGACAUCGGCCUCUUCCAACAUCCAGAUGCUCCCCAACCCCAUGGAGACCGGUCCUGUGGCUGGCAAGGAGACAGGCGUAGUAGACAACUCAAAGUGGUGCGCUGUUUGCGAAAGAGACGGGCACGAAAGCUACGAUUGCCCGUUCGAGGACGCGUUCUAG
Colletotrichum spaethianum is the source of this 2484-nucleotide messenger RNA. RefSeq names its product TIP41-like protein. The transcript has 2 exons. NCBI's taxonomy places the organism in Eukaryota, Fungi, Ascomycota, Sordariomycetes, Glomerellales, Glomerellaceae. The coding region runs from base 1 to 2484 and encodes 827 amino acids. The record is from RefSeq and is a predicted model, not a curated record.